Messenger RNA from Octodon degus (degu), 897 nucleotides. RefSeq names its product olfactory receptor 6C75-like. The record is from RefSeq and is a predicted model, not a curated record. NCBI's taxonomy places the organism in Eukaryota, Metazoa, Chordata, Mammalia, Rodentia, Octodontidae. The coding region runs from base 1 to 897 and encodes 298 amino acids. Gene Ontology annotation, biological process: G protein-coupled receptor signaling pathway. The transcript has a single exon. Gene Ontology annotation, cellular component: membrane. Gene Ontology annotation, molecular function: olfactory receptor activity; G protein-coupled receptor activity.
AUGGGGAAUAGGACAACUGUCCGGGAGUUCACCCUGGAGGGCUUCCCUGCAGUCCAGCAUCUCGGGAAAGUCCUCUUCUCAGUGCACUUGCUGGCCUACCUGGCCUCUAUGGCAGGGAAUGCCGUCAUUGUCAGUAUCACUUGUGCCAGUGCACGCCUGCAAACUCCCAUGUACUUGCUCCUCAGCACUUUCUCCUUCCUUGAGUGCUGCUUCACGAGUGCCGUUAUUCCCAAGUUGCUAGUCAUUUUCCUUUUAGGCAGGCAGAAGAUUUCCUUUGCAGCCUGCUUUGUGCAAGCCUUUGUCUUUGUAUUUGUGGGAGCAACAGGCUUCUUCCUCAUUGCUGUGAUGUCACUGGACCGCUAUAUGGCCAUCUGCAUGCCUCUGCACUACCCCACCAUCAUAAGCCUGAGGACCUGCUCCUUUCUCAUCACUGCCUCACUUGCUGUAGGCUUCACACUCAUUAUGGGACUCAUAGUGAAGGUUUCUCGAUUGUCCUUCUGUGGCCCCCAUGUCAUCCCUCACUUCUUCUGUGACCUUGGCUCCCUGAUCCAUCUCUCCUGUUCUAACACUAGGUCUACUGAAAUGCUAACUUUUGGCCUAGCCCUGCUUGUCCUAUUUACUUCCCUCCUUAUAACCAUCACCGCCUACAGCAACAUAGCAGUCACAAUCAUGCGCCUCCCAUCAGCCAAGGAGCGGCAGAAAGCCUUCUCUACCUGCUCUUCUCACCUCGCUGUCCUCUCUCUGAUAUAUGGCAGCUGCAUCUUCAUUUAUGUGAAACCAAAGCAAGCAAGCAGGCUGGACUCCAACCGAGAGGCUGCUCUGGUGAACACAGUGGUGACCCCACUGUUGAACCCUGUCAUCUACACCCUGCGCAACAAGCAGUGCGCCAAGCACUGA